AUGACAUUCUCAGGUGCAUUGACGCUGACCGAUCUCAACGACUAUCUCGGUCCAUCACAGGCUUGCAUCAAGCCAGUGUCAGGCGACACGGCAAAGCCGGACUCUGAGGCGGCUAAUGUUACCAGCCAGGCUGGUGGAGCUAGCACAGCCAUAAGCAUCGAUGCUGAUGGCUCCUACUACGAAUCGCGCCAUAGUGUACACAGCGAUGGCGGAUUCAGCAGCACAGCAGCGUCAGGAUCUACGAGCGACGAUCAGCCGAGAGCGAGGACAAAGCUUGAGACUGCUCAGAUCAGUCUGGACGAUUGUUUGGCCUGCUCCGGCUGCGUCACUAGCGCUGAAGCUGUGCUGGUCGGCUUGCAGAGCACAGAGAGCUUGAUGAAGACGCUGCGAGAAGUUCGGGAGGUGAGUGGUGCUGUGUCCGUAGAUAGCUUGUAUGCUGCAAUACUCUUCCUCUCAUCACACAUCGCCUUUCCACCGUCGCCCAUUCAGCUGCCCACGGCGGAUCGCCCGCUGCUCGUGGCGUCCAUAGCGCCCCAAGUGCUUGCCAGCUUCUCCGCCCUGUACUCUCAUCGAGCCUCCUCAAUGCGCGCAUCCGCAACUCACUUGAGCCUGCCCACCAUGCUUGCUCGCAUCGCCUACUUUUUCAAAUCGCAGCUCGGCUUCGACGAGGUGUACGACACGACAUUUGCGAGGCACUUGUCCCUCCGAGCGCACGUAAGGGAGUUCAAAGACCGCAAAGACAGUCAAUCGAGAGCGCCAAACAGUGCGAAUGGCAACGCCACACCUUGCCUUCCUAUGCUAGCAAGCGCUUGUCCAGGUUGGGUGUGCUACGCCGAAAAGACACAUGGAGAGCUUCUUCCGCUCCUAUCGCGAACUCGUUCUCCCCAGCAGAUAUCCGGCAUCCUCGCAAAGCAAAUCCUCCCUGCCGCUGCAACGCUAGCGUCCAGCACAGCCAGGAAUCCGAGCGGCAAGACUCGUCAAGUAUACCAUCUCUCUGUAAUGCCCUGCUAUGAUAAGAAGCUAGAGGCGAGCAGACCUGAUUUCGCCAACGCUGGGGCAGAUGGACAGAGCGUCAAGGAUGUGGACUGCGUGAUUACUGCAGGCGAGUUGGACAAUUUGAUGAAGGAGCAGGAAUUCGACAUCACGGCUUCGGUUUCUGCAUCGAACGCAGACCUCGCGCUGCUGCAGGAGGCUGAAAGCACUGCGGAGCGGCCCAAACUUCCGCCUUCACCACCCGAAUCUGAAUCAGGAGCAGACCUGGACAUAGCAGCAACAUCUGUUGCCACUCAGGAUACCUCUGACCCAGCGACACGUCCAUCGAUACCCUCGCUUUUGCCACAAGUGGGCAGCUCUUCCGGCUCGUAUCUGUUCGCCAUUCUCGCUGCAGUGUGGACCGAUCAUCUUUCCACCCUCUCACCCGACUCAGCACAGCCCGCGUUGGACGUGCGCACUAUUCGCAACGCGGAUUAUACCGAGUACGUCCUUCGUGAUGCGGCUGGAAGCGUCCUCUUUAGGGGUGCGACGACGUACGGAUUCAGAAAUCUGCAAAAUCUGGUGAGGAAAUUGCAGAAGCAGACUGGAUUGAAGAGUAAAGGAGCAUCAGCUGGCAUCGUUGAUCCACUCAGCAGGAUCGGAGGUGCGAGAAGUUCAAGAGGAACGAGUAGGGGUAGAGGCAGAGGUAUGGUCAAGCGAGGAGCAGCAGCGCGGGGCACCGAUCAGGCAGGUGCUGUUGCUGCGUCGCCCCUCUCGGUGGCUGCCGAGGACGAUGGUAGCUACGACUAUGUUGAAGUCAUGGCCUGCCCUGGAGGAUGCGUGAAUGGAGGUGGACAAUUGCGUCCGCCCACCUCUUCCGCACCGGCGAACCAAGAACAGUCGGAUGCGCAAGCCACGUCCAUUGUAGCUCGAACACUGCAAGCGCAAAACGAUGCGGCAGAGAUGCAGGUGGAUGGAGUGGAACUGCCCAAAGCCAAGAUGACCGGCUACGACACGCCAGAUACGGACAUGCUUUCGCUGGCUUCUGAGCGCAAAGACGAUGGUCUGGAUCUUGGGGACGAGAGAGCAUCGAUUGAGGAGCCGAUCAAGGGAUGGCAAGGAACAUCGAGGGAGUGGGUCAGAGUUGUUGAAAACGCCUAUUGGCGCAAAGAAGACGUCGAAUCGCCCGACGAUGACUUGUCCUUUGGGAGCGCACAUGCAGUCCAAGCUUUUGUCAAGGACCGACAACAACUUGGCGAUCCUCGACUUUUGAGCCACGCCGUCUCGAAAGCUCUGCGCGACCAUGUCGCACCUCUUGCUGAGAGCACGAAGCAGAACAUCGAAAGCUUGACGCGAGACUACGAGGGUAGGAUACGCUCGCUCAAUGAUGGUGCUGGAGAGCAAAAUUUCUUUACACAGUACAGAGCGGUGCAGGACGAGGCUGUUAGCGGUCUUGCUGUGCAGUGGUGA
Molecule: messenger RNA, 2442 nt
Organism: Ceraceosorus bombacis
Lineage: Eukaryota; Fungi; Basidiomycota; Exobasidiomycetes; Ceraceosorales; Ceraceosoraceae
Source: the annotation of a GenBank genome assembly